UAUUUCAAGAAUCUUUCAAAACAGAAACAAAAGGAAGUCAUGGAGAAGAAUGGAAAUAACCACAAACUUCGUGUUUGUGUUGCCACUUGCAACCGUGCUGAUUAUUCAAAAUUAGCGCCCAUUAUGUUUGGUAUUAAGGCAGAACCACAGUUCUUUGAGCUUGAUGUCGUAGUGCUUGGUUCCCACCUGAUUGAUGAUUAUGGUAAUACUUAUCGUAUGAUUGAACAAGAUGACUUCGACAUUCAUACAAGAUUGCACACCAUUGUGAGAGGGGAGGAUGAGGCAGCUAUGGUGGAGUCAGUGGGCCUUGCAUUAGUCAAGUUACCAGAUGUCCUGAACCGCCUGAAACCUGACAUAAUGAUAGUUCAUGGGGACAGAUUUGAUGCUUUGGCCCUGGCUACAUCUGCAGCCCUGAUGAAUAUUCGCAUUCUUCACAUUGAAGGUGGGGAGGUCAGUGGGACCAUUGAUGACUCUAUCAGACACGCUAUCACCAAACUGGCCCAUUACCAUGUAUGCUGCACAAGGAGCGCAGAGCAGCAUUUGAUAGCCAUGUGUGAAGACCAUGACCGCAUCCUUUUAGCAGGCUGUCCCUCAUAUGACAAGCUUCUCUCUGCCAAAAAUAAGGACUACAUGGGUAUUAUACGCAUAUGGCUAGGUGAAGAUGUCAAAAUCAGAGAUUAUAUAGUUGCUCUGCAACAUCCUGUAACCACAGAUAUUAAGCAUUCCAUAAAGAUGUUUGAGCUGACACUAGAUGCACUCAUCUCCUUCAACAAGAGAACACUUGUUCUAUUCCCUAAUGUGGAUGCAGGAAGCAAAGAGAUGGUUCGGGUGAUGAGGAAGAAGGGCAUUGAACAUCAUCCAAAUUUUCGGGCAGUAAAGCAUGUCCCAUUUGACCAGUUUAUUCAGCUAGUUGCUCAUGCUGGUUGUAUGAUUGGUAACAGCAGUUGUGGUGUCAGAGAGGUGGGAGCGUUUGGUACACCUGUUAUCAACUUGGGGACACGUCAGACAGGAAGAGAAACAGGUGAAAAUGUUCUUCAUGUUCGUGAUGCUGAUACACAGGAUAAGAUUCUGCAUGCUCUACAGCUGCAGUUUGGUAAACAGUAUCCAUGCUCAAAAAUAUAUGGAGAUGGUAACGCAGUUCCAAGGAUUUUGAAGUUCCUCAAAUCUAUUGACCUCAAAGAGCCAUUGCAAAAGAAAUUCUGUUUUCCUCCUGUCAAAGAUAAUAUCUCUCAAGAUAUUGACCACAUUCUAGAGACACAGAGUGCUCUGGCCGUGGAUCUAGGCGGAACAAAUCUCCGAGUAGCAAUUGUCAGUAUGAAGGGUGAAAUAGUUAAGAAGUAUACCCAGCUCAACCCUAAAACUUACGAAGACAGACUACAAUUAAUUCUAAAGAUGUGUGUAGAGGCUGCAUCGGAGGCAGUAAACGUGAACUGCAGAAUUUUGGGAGUAG
This is a messenger RNA of Tauraco erythrolophus (red-crested turaco), 1450 nucleotides long. NCBI's taxonomy places the organism in Eukaryota, Metazoa, Chordata, Aves, Musophagiformes, Musophagidae. The record is from RefSeq and is a predicted model, not a curated record.